Molecule: messenger RNA, 1302 nt
Organism: Osmia lignaria (orchard mason bee)
Lineage: Eukaryota; Metazoa; Arthropoda; Insecta; Hymenoptera; Megachilidae
Source: RefSeq, a predicted model, not a curated record
AGGCCCAGAGCACGAAGGAAGCCUCGUACUCACUAGAGUAUUCGUGCGCCGAAAACGAUCCGUUAUGAGUUCGCAAGGGCCCUGGGCACGAACGAACGCUUUCCGACGGCUGUCGGUCCAUCAAAGGAUAUUCGUGCGAACAAUUUUACUGUGCCGGUUAAAAUUUCCAAGUACCGUUAGUCGACCGCUGUCGAACUUACCCUUCGGAAAAACUCAGUUUAUGAUAUGGCCUGAUGAACCGUCAUAAACUGAUUUUUGAAAUCCGACAUGUGCAUAGCACACCACCCUGCGAGCGGAGACAUUUGUCCAUCAGAUGUUUUAUUAAACAUUGAAAUGGACGAGCGACACGAGAGUAGCCAGUUGUCGAUACGAGUUCAGUUGAAGAAGGUCGUCAUGGAGUGGCAAACCGAAACGGUACUUCGUCUGAUUGACGAAUAUGAAAAAUACCCAUUACUGUGGAAUGCUAAACACCCAUUUCAUUAUUCGCGUAAUAAAAAAAUCGACGCGUGGGAAGCCAUUGCUGCAGUAUUUCAAAUAAAAAGCAAUGAAAUUAAACAAAAAAUGAAUAGUUUGUUGUCGUCCUUUCGCCGAGAGAAAGCAAAGGGUACCAGGAGUAUUGGAACGGGGAAAGGUAUUUAUAUAUUUCUAUAUUCAAUCAGGUAUAAAUAUUGUAUAUAAUUACAAUCAGUACAAAGUAAUUUUUUAUUGACAGCUCGUAAGGACGUCUACACGUCCAAGUGGUUCGCGUUCGACAGAAUGCACUAUUUAUUGAACAAAGACGAACCGCGAGAAACGUUAAACACAGAGAAGGGAAACUGCAAUGAGGAAGACUGCACUGAGGAAAGUGCAGCCCAUCAAAUACCGCAAGAAAAUACGGGAACGGGUACGGCUACGGCUACUCCAGUGCCUGUGCCUCCGAAACGGCGCAAGCGAGGUCACGAUAGAAGGGAUGAGGAGAGAUUGGAGAAAGCAUAUGAAAUUAUGCAACAAUCAAUAGCAAAAGAGCAGCCGGACGAAUAUGACAUAUAUUCCAAGUACAUUGCUAACAAAGUACGAAAAUAUACUCCUCGCACACGUGUCCAAGUGGAGCGAGCUAUUAACAAUAUUUUAUUCGAGGCGGACAUGGGGGUAUUUGAUCAGGCUCCGUCAACUACUCCCUCAAUUCGGCAUGAUAUUUAUUAUCGUCCACAAAAUCAUGCACAAAAUCAUGCACAAAAUCAUGCACAAAAUCAUACACAAAGAAAACCAGCUUCAAUUAUUCCGGCGGCGAUCAUAAAUAUUUUAAAUGCCGGAAAAGAUUAA